Molecule: messenger RNA, 552 nt
Organism: Nakaseomyces glabratus
Lineage: Eukaryota; Fungi; Ascomycota; Saccharomycetes; Saccharomycetales; Saccharomycetaceae
Product: gluconokinase
Cellular component (GO): cytoplasm
Molecular function (GO): gluconokinase activity
Source: RefSeq, a predicted model, not a curated record
AUGACAAACCACAAACUUAAGGUGAUCGUAUUGGCUGGUACUGCAGGUACAGGGAAGUCAACUGUUGCUGCAAGGCUCUUGAAAGAAUAUAGUACCAAGUAUCCUGGGAUCAAGUUUGUUGAAGGCGAUGAGCUUCACCCAAAGGCUAAUAUCGACAAGAUGGCCAGUGGUAAUCCACUAAAUGAUGAUGACAGAUGGGGGUGGUUGAAAGAAGUUGCGCUAAAGUCUGCUCAAUCCGCUGAGGAAGGUGGUUGCGGAGUCAGCGUGGUGGCUUGCUCCAGUUUGAAGAAGUCAUACAGAGACUUGAUACGCUCUACUCGUCCUGACGUUGAGUACCACUUUGUAUUCCUGUAUGGUAGCAAGGUGGAGAUUUUGAACAGAUUGAACAGCAGGAAAGGCCACUUCAUGAAGUCUAACAUGAUGGAGUCCCAAUUCAAGGACUUGCAAUUGCCAGAAGAGAGUGAGGCCAACUGUGUAGUCGUACUGCUAGACCAUAAGGGCUUUGAUGAAAUUGAAGAUGAUGUUCUAAAGUACACCAAUACCGUAUUGUAA